AUGCGCCAGGCGCUGAAGGUGGUGGCUGUGAGGGCAGUUCAGGGGUUCCGCUCCAUAGCAUACAUGGCGGCGACGACCCUGGUCGGCUCUCCCCCAGUGGAGCUCCUUGCGGAGGAAAGGUGUAUUCUUUAUUGGGGAACCAAGGAGCUCCGCGAAAGGGGGGAGGCAACUGCCAGGGAACUUUCGGCCCUGAAGUCUCAUGUGGUUGCCCGGACUCUGCAGAAGUGGGAGGACGCAAUGUUCGACCCGCGAGAGUUCGGGCAGCUAACGAUGACGGCUGUCCGCCCCUGCCUGGCGGAAUUCGCAGGCAGGAGGGGGCGCGGACUCACUUAUCAUCUGGUGCAGGUGAUGACUGGACAUGGAUGUUUCGGUCAAUACCUGCACCGGAUAAAGAAAGAGCCCAUUACCGAGUGCCACCACUGCCCGGAGCUGGAUGACACCGCGCACCACACUCUGUCCGAAUGCCCGGCAUGGGACAGGGAGCGCGGUGUCCAGGCUCGGGCGGUGGGGUGCAGGGACAACGAGGUAACGCUCCCAUGCAUGACAAACCAAAUAAACAAGUCAUCAUCAAGAGAUAUUCUAAUACUGAACAUGGAGUCGAAUGGUGGUCACAUGGAAAAAGUUAAAGAAGAUAUACAACACUGA
Messenger RNA from Harpegnathos saltator (Jerdon's jumping ant), 645 nucleotides. RefSeq lists its product as uncharacterized. The transcript is spliced from 2 exons. The record is from RefSeq and is a predicted model, not a curated record. Bases 1 to 645 code for a protein of 214 amino acids. Lineage: Eukaryota; Metazoa; Arthropoda; Insecta; Hymenoptera; Formicidae.